This is a messenger RNA of Andrographis paniculata, 1296 nucleotides long. Its product is annotated as hydroxycinnamoyltransferase. The transcript is spliced from 2 exons. The coding region runs from base 18 to 1091 and encodes 357 amino acids. NCBI's taxonomy places the organism in Eukaryota, Viridiplantae, Streptophyta, Magnoliopsida, Lamiales, Acanthaceae. The record is from RefSeq and is a predicted model, not a curated record. Gene Ontology annotation, molecular function: acyltransferase activity, transferring groups other than amino-acyl groups.
AUCGUCAAAUUCUUCUCAUGGCGUUUUCCGGCGAGGUUUUGGCCUCCAAAUUGCACGUCGAAGCACUGCAAAGCGUGGUUCCCAAAACCCCAACAGACCCCAGAAUUUCCUCCAUCCGCCGAAACGCCGCCGCCAUUCUCCACCGCCGCUUCCACGCACUCCUCCUCUACCACAACAACAACGCCGACCAUACCUCCGGCAGCCACGUGGCCGCCGGAAUUAAGGCCUCUCUCCAAAUGGCCUUGCAGGAUCACCCACUGCUGGCCGGCCGCCUCCGCCCGGCGCCCGACGGCGGACAAAAUCUCGAGAUAGUUUCCAAUGAUUCCGGCGCCAGGAUAGUGGAGGCCCGCGCUGAUUUCAACCUCCACGAAUUUCUCGACUUCAACAACAAUGGCGGCGCCGCCGAUCAUCAUCUCGUCUUCUGGGAGGAUGUUGAUCACGACAACCCUCAAUUCUGCCCACUCUUUUACGUCCAGGUCACCAAAUUUGGGUGCGGAGGGUAUUCCAUUGGGAUCAGCUGCAGCCUUCUGGUUAUGGAUCCUUUCGUCCUUACAGCCUUCAUCAAGAAAUGGGCCGACAUCCAUAACCGCAUGCUGCAGGAGGAUGCCCAAACUCCCAUGUUAUUCUACCUUCCUAGUAUGGCAAAGCCCCUGUCCUAUCAGCCUCUGCAAACCGGAUCCAAUGCAACCAAGAAUUCCCCUGCUGCCAGUGUCAUUUUCAAGACUCCUACAAAGGCUGCAAAAGAUUCAGAGAGUCUUGCCUUAAUGUGCAUCGAGAGGGCCGAGAGUGAGAUUGGCGCGAAAAUGCCCUCGGAGGUCUGUCUCUUUGCGGCGCAGGGAGACCCCGCCGAGGUUGAGGUAAUUAGUCAGAGUCAAGGGGUUUUGGAAAGUUUGCCAUCCGACAAUAUUGGUGGAUCGAAGUGUGUAAGAACUUGGUGGGACGAGGAAUUCGGAUUGGGCGGCGUAUGCUUCGUUGGGAAGAAUAAACCUGCCUAUGCAUCGAGUUGGAUGAACUCAAUUGUCGAACAAGGUUGUGUGAUGAUUGUCGGGGCAUCGGAUCAUGAAACCAAAGUUGUCGUGACAUUCACCUGAAAGCAUAUUUAUGAAUUAAUGUGUGGUUAUGUGUUGUGUGUUUCGACGUUCCUGAGGAUCGGUUGUAAGUUCAUUUCAAGACCACAGCAUAUGGUCAAUGAGGACAGCGAAGGCUAUGCUAUAAUCUUCGAAUGUAAAAGGAUGUACUCUCUUUGGUCUUUUCUUCCAAUCAACAAGACUUUGAGAACAUUAUGAAUAUAAGUGG